AACUCUGUAAAAUCAAAAAAAAAUUGUUCACGUGACUCCAUCUCCAGUAAUUUUUUUUAUUUUUAUUUAUGAUUUUUUUGAUUUCAUAAGAAACUAUAAUAUCAAAGAACAGUUCAAUAAAGUAUCAUUAGUCAAAUACUGUUUAUAGCAGCAAGAUGUCGAGACCUGAACAGAUUGCACCACCAGAGGUGUUCUAUAAUGAUACGGAAUCAUACAAAUAUACGUCAUCUACUCGUGUACAACAUAUUCAAGCUAAGAUGACUUUAAGAGCAUUAGAAUUAUUAAACUUGGAUAAAGAUGCACCACAUUUCUUAUUGGAUUUAGGUUGUGGAUCUGGAUUAUCAGGAGAAAUCUUAACCGAAGAAGGAUAUAACUGGAUAGGGAUGGAUAUUUCAGCAAAUAUGUUAGCUACUGCAUUAGAUCGUGAAGUUGAUGGAGAUUUAUUUUUAAGUGAUUUAGGAAAUGGUGUUCCAUUUAGAGCAGGUACUUUCGAUGCCGCUAUUUCAAUUUCAGCUAUCCAAUGGUUAUGUAAUGCUGAUACUGCCAAUGUUGAUCCUAAAAAGAGAUUGUUAACUUUCUUCAAUACAUUAUAUUCUUCAUUAAGAAGAGGAGGUAAAUUUGUAGCUCAAUUUUAUCCUAUGAAUGAUAGUCAAACUGAAUCUAUAUUAGGAGCAGCUAAAAUUGCUGGAUUUGGGGGUGGUUUAAUCAUCGAUGAUCCAGAAUCCAAGAGACAUAAGAAAUAUUAUUUAGUGUUGACUGCCGGUAUGUCUGAAAGAAAUAUUAACUUAGAAGGUGCUGAAAUGGAUGCUCCUGAAAUCAAGAAGAAGAUUAAUAAAAAAUUAAGAAGAAAGCUUGAAACUAGUAAAGAGUUUGUUAAUAGAAAGAAAGAAACUAUGAGAAGAAGAGGUAAGAAUGUUGCCAAUGAUUCAAAAUUUUCAGCCAGAAAGAGACGUCCUCGUUUUUAGGAGCCUUACUUAUCUUUUUUAUCCUCUCAUUCAUCCCCAUGCAUUUCCUUCACUUUUGUAUAUUAGUAACUAAAUAGGUUUUUAUUUCCUUUGCAUAUAGCGUCUCUUUUAAUUGUAUUAAUCAUAGUUAAAAACUUG
This is a messenger RNA of Scheffersomyces coipomensis, 1103 nucleotides long. RefSeq names its product 18S rRNA (guanine1575-N7)-methyltransferase (gene BUD23). The transcript has a single exon. Gene Ontology annotation, biological process: rRNA (guanine-N7)-methylation. Gene Ontology annotation, molecular function: rRNA (guanine) methyltransferase activity. Gene Ontology annotation, cellular component: nucleolus. The record is from RefSeq and is a predicted model, not a curated record. NCBI's taxonomy places the organism in Eukaryota, Fungi, Ascomycota, Pichiomycetes, Serinales, Debaryomycetaceae. The coding region runs from base 156 to 965 and encodes 269 amino acids.